Molecule: messenger RNA, 1465 nt
Organism: Rattus norvegicus (Norway rat)
Lineage: Eukaryota; Metazoa; Chordata; Mammalia; Rodentia; Muridae
Gene: Desi1
Product: desumoylating isopeptidase 1
Cellular component (GO): nucleus; cytoplasm
Molecular function (GO): palmitoyl-(protein) hydrolase activity; hydrolase activity; catalytic activity, acting on a protein
Source: RefSeq, a predicted model, not a curated record
UUCCGUGCGGAUUCUCUGGGAUCUCUCUCUCUGUCACCUCACAGUAGUCGUUGCCGGUCGCGGGUGUGGGGGCGCGAGCAGCGCAGGGCCGCCUUUCCCCCGCCCUCAGGCCGGGCCCGGGCUCGGUCCCCCGCUCCCUCCUCUCCCCACCCCGGUCGGGUACCGGAAGGUCCAAGCCGCUGCCGGGUGCCCGAGGGCCAUCGUGGCCGCCGCCACGGGUCCUGAUGGAGCCGCCGAAUCUCUAUCCGGUGAAGCUCUACGUGUACGACCUGUCCAAGGGCCUGGCCCGCCGGCUCAGCCCCAUCAUGCUGGGGAAACAACUGGAAGGAAUCUGGGAGGGACAUUGCUUGGGCCCCCAGACUCUGUGGUUGAUGUGGGGAAUACAGAAGUCACAGAAGAAAUCUUUCUGGAAUACCUGUCCUCCCUGGGGGAGUCUCUGUUCCGUCACAGACACUCCAUAUAGACGCUGCUGGCCUUUUCAUCUGCUCUCCAAACCUCUCUCCAUGUACAGAGGAGAAGCCUACAACCUCUUUGAACACAACUGUAACACCUUUAGCAAUGAAGUGGCACAGUUCCUGACUGGGCGGAAGAUCCCUUCUUACAUCACCGACCUGCCCUCAGAAGUUCUCUCCACGCCCUUUGGACAAGCACUUCGGCCCUUCUUGGACUCCAUUCAGAUCCAGCCUCCAGGAGGGAACUCUGUAGGCAGACCCAAUGGCCAAAGCUAACAGGACUGCACGGGACCGCCCGCCUCUCCACGGCUUUUCCUUUUUAAACAAAACAAACCCUACCAGAUUUCUAUUUUAUAAUUUUACAUCAGAGCUAACGGGGACGGCUUUUUAAAUUUCCCAGGGAAGGAGCUCAUCAGGCCGCAUGUAGAACAACGCUCCUGAGAAAGAGAACAAAGCCAUCCCUUCUAAUAGUAUUACACUAAUUUAUUAAGGCUGUCUUGUCUGUGAGUUCACUUUUGACGCUGUUGCCUACACGUCCUCCACACUGAAGAGAGAGGGUGCUUUUUAAAAGAGAAGCAAGAGUCACAGUCUGGGAGAACCCGACCUUGGACCCUCUUUCCAGAGAACGCCGACAUUCCACCCAGGUCGCCACGCCUGUGGGACCCAGGUGAGUUCUGUACUGUCCAUUCUCCUGAAGCUGUCACCCUCUAGCCGUAAACGAACCAAAGGACUUGGAGUACGUGGGGCCAGCUGUAGGCUCCUAACUCAACCUAAGUGAACUCUUUAACCACAAGUUUACCCCUCCUCCUGAGACAAGGCCACCCGUCACAGCCGGAGCAGCCAGAGCAACAGGAUCAAAGGAGACUGGCAGCAGGGGUGAGGCCAGAGAAAACAGGAGAAAGCCAUUCAUCCUCCUGUGAGUGCCAAUCCUCGAUGCCCACCCCUAAGCUGCUCUUCCUCAGCAUAGCUUGACCUGUCACCUUUAAUAAAGGUCUAGGCUGCAGCAGCAGAGA